CACGGCUUCAGAAUAAGAGGAUAGCAAGGCGAUGAGCGACUCGUUGCCCCCUGCCCCGAGUAUCACUACUACCAGCUUAGCAGGCUUCAGAGCUCGUUCAACAUGUCCAGCACUAGCAGCGCUGGAUGGAACACCCUGAACAUCCUCUCUGGAGCAAUUAGCUUCUUGACCAUCGUCUCUCUGAUCUGGGCGUUCGUCCGGGACCAACACCCCGAGACCAGGAUGAAGGAGUUGGAGUCCACUUUGAAGGACACCGAAGCACUCCUGCGGUCUCUUGUGGAAGAAGGAUUGCUCGAUCAUCAACGGCAUGUCCACCAUUUCGAAUCGCAUCUUAUAUUAUACCGUUCUCGGACGGAGUCAUUUCGUGAAGAAACCUGUAUCGCCAUAAUUGACUGGCGCAAAGUCCUCAAAGCAUGGCUCCAGGGGCUGUCAAAACGGAUCGCCACCCUUUCCAUGCAAGUCAAGCAAACUCGAGCCGAAAUUUGCGAGACCAGUGCCGAAGCGAGGUUGCAGUUAAUGCAGCAACUUCCGGCCAACGAGUCACCGACAUGGCAUACGAACAUCCUCAAGUUCUGGCGGCUUAUGAGAUCCUCACUGCGCAUAUGUUCUGCUACCAAGAGUGUAGAUGGACCCACCAGUACGGUAUCGGCCACUCCAGUGGCCGAUGCUACCGUAUCGCCCAUUGGAGACGGCACCAUGACGCUCAUGGUCGGGGAUUGUGCAUGUGCGCACGUUCCUUCCCCUUCCCCUUCACCGACGUGUGAGGCAUCAUCUCAACGCUCUCGGCCCUCUUCCCGUGUGCUGGAAAGGGGUAUAAUCGAUAACGGACACAGCGUGCGUACCGUGGUUUGUGGGCUCCGCCGCCUGGAUCGAGAACUGGCCGCGCAAGGAAUCGCGCACCCUCUCCUAACCGACCUCGUGCGAGCCACGAAGAAGUGGUCCCCUGCGUCAAGCCGGGCAUCCUAUCCCCGACGUUCACGCAGGAAGCGUAACUCUGUGUCUCGCGCAGACAAUGCGGUGAUUCUUUCGCCAUUAAUCAACGAGGCAGUUGCUGAGUCCGAAGAGCACUGGUUGGAGGAGGAUACGGUGUGCGAGGCAUAAUUCGCACACACCGCCUCGAAGGCCGCGUGCUACUCAUGACGUUAACCCGUUCCCGGGAUAGCGAGUUGAGCUUCGCACUGUUUGCGAAGUAUUUGUGAUACGUCCUCACCUCGUCGGCUCCUCGCGACAAUGUCCCCACAUGUCGGUUAUGUAUGCGGAAUUCUCUCGUCUCCUCUUCGCUUCGUCCUCUACCCAGUCUUCCCCUUCCUCAUACCGCUUCAUCCAUUCCAUCGUUUCACAUAUGUACUUUUCCUAUAUCUCCGACUUCCUCUUGUUCC
This is a messenger RNA of Dichomitus squalens LYAD-421 SS1, 1379 nucleotides long. RefSeq lists its product as uncharacterized. NCBI's taxonomy places the organism in Eukaryota, Fungi, Basidiomycota, Agaricomycetes, Polyporales, Polyporaceae. Bases 103 to 1101 code for a protein of 332 amino acids. The transcript is spliced from 4 exons. The record is from RefSeq and is a predicted model, not a curated record.